Messenger RNA from Wickerhamiella sorbophila, 1830 nucleotides. RefSeq lists its product as hypothetical. The transcript has a single exon. Lineage: Eukaryota; Fungi; Ascomycota; Dipodascomycetes; Dipodascales; Trichomonascaceae. The record is from RefSeq and is a predicted model, not a curated record. The coding region runs from base 1 to 1830 and encodes 609 amino acids.
AUGACACGAUACGCUGAGAUAGGUGCUGAUGACCCUGUUCAGGAAGAGAACUCGUUCUCCGAGAACGAGGCAGACGUUCUGGAGGAACCACAAACAACGAAAUCCCAAAUCCGAAUGAGGCCUAUUGACGACGAAAACGAGUUUGAUUUCGAGGUGGCACCAAUGCCUUCUGCUGUUUUGAGAUCGCCUGCUCGCGGCGACAUCGACGAUACGCUAGACUUGGUUCAAACACCAGAUGUGACCGCAAUUGAGGCAGAUGCUGCCUCGCCCACCAGGUCUUUCAAACACCUUGGAGCAUAUGUGUCCUCGCCUGAGCGUCACCAGGAAAUAAGUGAGGAAAACGCCUACCUUUCUCCCAUGCAGGCGGCCUCGGGGUCGCCCAAACGCAUGGUGCGCUCGGAGUCGGAAAUCCAGUAUUUCGACGAAAACGCUCAGCAUCUUCCUUCUGAGCUCGCAAAUAUUGUGGAAUACAACGAAGAUGACAUCCAUCAUCCGGUACCUACUUCUGGUCGUCCAGAUAUAUAUGAGCUCGACCCGGGCCAGUUCUUCCCCGAGGACGAUCCUGUUAAUGAUCCCAGUGACGAAGAAAUCGAUCCCGACACUGUUUUGAACGAUACAUCUAGAGCAACGGCUGGAUUUGGUAAUAUUAUCCAACCGACAAGAGUUGAGUACCAAGCUGCUGAAGAACCAGAUGAAGAUAUCAGUGCCAUGUACCCAGACGCCGUGUUCUACCCAGCUCCGGUACCCGCCCAGCUUCGUUUACCACCAUUGCUCUCUCGACGGACAAAUAAGGCUGCAGUUUGGAGAAGAAAGCGCUCGUCUCGUGUAUUUGACGGUAUGAUGUCCGAUAGCCAAUCCAUGUGGGGCAUCAGCCCUCUAACUGCCGAACUAUCUGCUGUUCGAAUCAGCGAAAGCGGUGAACUUCACAACCCUGAUAACUCUGCAGAAAUGUACGCGGCAGAGGAUGAUCUGGAGAGUGUUGUUCCCGACUCUGAUAGUGAGCGAGCUACGAUUCUGAGUGACAGCAACAGCUACCAGGAUCUAGGAGACUUUUAUCGAGAUGGCAACAAUAAGAACGCUAAAACCACAAAGUUUAAAAAGAAAAGCAAGUUCUGGGUCCAAAAGAGCUGGCAAAACUUCACACAUAAAAGCGGAGAGCCCAUGGAACCAGGUGAUGAUGGCGAUGACGGUAUUGGCGAGCUUGAUGAGAUUUAUCAGCCCAAGGAUGAGAACGAUCUGGCAUUCACGCGCUUCGACAAACAUGUCAUUGAUCAACAUACCAAAUUGUUCCAGUCUGGCGGUGUGUAUGGCAAUAUCAGAGCCGCCGCCGACGGCAACCCGCCAUCUCUUAUUGAAGAGAUAGAAAUUCGCCGGGCAGGCCGCAAAAUUCAGCAUCAAGUAAUGCUCAAAGAAUCAGAUAUGCUAGAGCAUAGUCGUCAUGGGUUUGCAGUUCACCCUGUGGAUCAAGUGCAUCAGCCCAGUCUCUUGGAGCUACAGUUGCUUGCCGACCACGAUUACUCUAACCGCAGAGAGUGGCAUAUGCAGGCGUCAAAGAAGGUAGCAAACCGGGCUCAUCCAGACGAGACGCUACAACAGCGCAGGCUCCGCCUGAAAACCGAGCGAGCCAACGGUUCCAAUUCUAGAGAGCCUCCACAAGAGAGUCUGGCAGCCCGUAAAGCGCGGCUCCGACGUGGCCGCCAGGCCAUGUCUAAUACCAUCAGCCAGACCAGUAUCCCUGAUAAUGCAUCCAUGGUGCCUGGUCCCGAGAACACCCCAGCGCUUGAGAACGAGAAUUUCGAUAUGGUUCGUGCUGUAGCUUUGCAUAUGUAA